Microdochium trichocladiopsis is the source of this 834-nucleotide messenger RNA. Its product is annotated as carbon-nitrogen hydrolase. The transcript has 3 exons. The record is from RefSeq and is a predicted model, not a curated record. Gene Ontology annotation, molecular function: protein-N-terminal glutamine amidohydrolase activity; protein-N-terminal asparagine amidohydrolase activity. The annotation marks the transcript as partial. Gene Ontology annotation, biological process: protein catabolic process. Lineage: Eukaryota; Fungi; Ascomycota; Sordariomycetes; Xylariales; Microdochiaceae.
AUGAGGAUAGGGUGCCUGCAGUUCGCGCCCCAGGUUGGGGAUGUUGACGCCAACCUGAAUCGCGCAGAGGCCGUUCUCGCGGCGCACGAGGAUCUCGAGCUGGACCUUCUUGUUCUGCCAGAACUGGCAUUCUCUGGAUACAAUUUCAGGUCUUUGCGAGACAUUGCGCCGUUCCUCGAGCCCACCACAUCCGGCAUAUCGUCAUCAUGGGCGCGCUCAACAGCACUCAAGUACGAUUGCAACGUCAUCGUUGGCUAUCCAGAGACGGCGGAUGUGUCGCACAAAUGGCCCACAGACCCCGAGUACUACAACUCUGCCGUCGUCGUCAAUGCCGACGGCGACGUUUGGGGCCAUUAUCGCAAGUCGCAUCUCUAUUACACGGACGAGACAUGGGCUCUAGAGGGCUCCGGCUUCUUCAAAGGUCACAUACCCGGUUUAGGGAAGCUCGCCAUGGGUAUCUGUAACAAUAGUCCUUACAAGUUCGAGGCUCCGUGGACUGCAUACGAGUUCGCUGUCCAUGCUCUCAACAUAGCUGCGAACGUCGUUGUGCUCUCCAUGGCUUGGCUAACACGAGAGCCCGCUGACACGUUUUGUUCUCAUCCCGCCGAACCAGACAUGGAAACACUCACGUACUGGAUCAAGCGCCUGGAACCAAUGAUAAGGAACGACAGCGACGAAGAAAUCAUCGUCAUCUUUGCCAACCGCAGUGGAGUCGAAGAUGAUGCUGUCUAUGCAGGGACGAGUGCUGUGAUUGGCAUCCAACGAGGAGAGGUGACUGUGUAUGGUUUGCUUGGCCGCGCGGAGGAGAAGCUUCUUGUAGUCGACACCAGUAAG